Lycium ferocissimum is the source of this 1550-nucleotide messenger RNA. Its product is annotated as transcription factor UNE10-like. Lineage: Eukaryota; Viridiplantae; Streptophyta; Magnoliopsida; Solanales; Solanaceae. Bases 1 to 1341 code for a protein of 446 amino acids. The transcript is spliced from 6 exons. Gene Ontology annotation, molecular function: protein dimerization activity. The record is from RefSeq and is a predicted model, not a curated record. Gene Ontology annotation, cellular component: nucleus.
AUGAACCAGUGUGUACCAAGCUGGGAACUAGAUGACUCCCCUCCUCAUCUAAACCUUGCUCUUUCCUCUCACUCUAACUCCAAUAAUUCCUUUGUCACUGAUGUCCCCUCGAUGGAUUACGAAGUAGCAGAGCUAACGUGGGAAAACGGACAACUAGCAAUGCAUGGUUUAGGUCCUCCACGCGUGCCUAAUAAGCCUUUGUUAGGCACGUGGGAUAAUAAGAUGCCACAUGCUGGUGGCACACUUGAAUCCAUAGUGAACCAAGCCACUGGCAUCCCUCCUCGUCAACAGAAAUCUGGCACCGUUGAUGGGGCUGGAGACGGAGAUAGAGGGGAUGAUCUCGUCCGUUGGUUCGAUAAUUGCCUUGCUGACACUCAGACAGCCACGACCACUAUGGCCGUGGAUGCCUUGGUGCCAACAAAUUCCACUAACACUGGAAACUCUCAUCAACUAGAGCCCAAGUGCAUAGCUAGCCGCUCCAUACAUGUUGCAUCAUGCAGUGGUGUGGCCAACAGAACAGACGAGGAGAUGAAACGUGCGAAAACGGGAGCAAAAGACUUGGAGAUCACCGAGUCUCUCAGGAAGGGAGAGGUUAAGAACUUGAUCGAGUCGCUAUACGAGGGACAUAACAUGGCUGACCGGAGUGUAAGCCGGAGAGACACCAUUGAAACGGGCGAGAGGCAUUUGGGUGAGGAAAGGCUUACGUCAACAUCUAUGGCGUCGCCUGAUCGGAGCACCUCUAAGCUCGGCAGAGCUCAGGAUGAGGAUGAGAAAAAAGGAUCCAAAAUUUCCUUAUUUUCAACAAAAAGGAGCAGAGCUGCUGCUACUCACAACCAGUCUGAACGAAAAAGAAGAGACAAGAUAAACCAAAGGAUGAAGACAUUGCAGAAGCUAGUUCCAACUUCUAGUAAGACUGAUAAGGCAUCAAUGCUGGAUGAGGUGAUAGAAUAUUUGAAGCAACUGCAAGCUCAAGUUGAUGCCAUGAGCAAGAUGAGACAUGUUAACAUGUCCCCUGCUAUGAUGUUGCCAAAUAUGGCAUUGCAGCAACAACAUCUUCAAAUGUCAAUGGCGGCACAAUCUGCCAUGGGAAUGGGAGGAAUGGGAAUGGCCCCCAACAUAACUGCAAUGCCUUCGGUUCUCCAUUCCACCACGGCCUCUUUCAUACCUAUUGGAGAUAGCAUAACUGCAGCCUCAGCAGCUUCUGUUGUCCCAGAUCCUUUAGCUUCCUUCCGGCUCGCUUGCCAAUCACAGCCUAUGACGGUGGAUGCUUAUAGAAGGAUGGCAGCGUUGUACCAGCAGCAAUAUCUACAGUCCCAUGCAAACCUAGGCUUUAAAAAUUGAUGUAUAGAAGUGUGUUAAAGUUUGCAUAACUUUUUUUCUUGAUCAAUUCCAAUAAGAUUGACGAUGGCCUAUUGACAUUGUCAAAUGCUAAGUUCAACAACUGAUUUGGUGUUACAUUCGACACUUGCUGAAGAAACGUAGUAGAAUAUGUAAAUGCGAUUUUAUUCUUAUUUUUAAUUCUUUGACAGCUUAACAGCAGACAAAGUGUA